Astyanax mexicanus (Mexican tetra) is the source of this 3982-nucleotide messenger RNA. RefSeq names its product isochorismatase domain containing 1 (gene isoc1). Lineage: Eukaryota; Metazoa; Chordata; Actinopteri; Characiformes; Acestrorhamphidae. The coding region runs from base 46 to 903 and encodes 285 amino acids. The record is from RefSeq and is a predicted model, not a curated record. Gene Ontology annotation, cellular component: cytoplasm. The transcript has 5 exons.
GCUGGAGGAGCGCGAGCUCCCCCACUGGCGCGCUCUCACAGCAUCAUGGCGGACGGUCACUCGCACGGCGGCGGAAGCUCGGUCCCGGUGCUGCUGUCUCUCUCGGUGUUCUCGCGGCCCACCACAGUGCCCGCCGGCUCGGGCUAUGAGGUUCUUAUCCAGAAGUUUCUGUCGAUAUACGGGCCGCAGGUGGACGUGCACCGCAAGUUCCUGAUGCAGGUGUUCUCUGAGGAGUGGGGGCAGUACAUCGACCUGCCCAAGAGCUUCACCAUCUCCGAGAAGUGCAGGCUGAGGCUGGUGCCGCUGCAGACGGACAUCACAACGCUGGGCAACAUCUCCCCGGCCACCACCGCCUUCUUCUGCUGCGACAUGCAGGAACGGUUCAGGCCCGCCAUCAAGUACUUUGGUGACAUCAUCAGCGUGGGCCAGAGGCUGCUGCAGGGAGCUCGUAUUCUGGGAAUACCUGUGAUCGUGUCUGAGCAGUAUCCUAAAGGCCUGGGCAGCACGGUGCAGGAGAUGGACCUGACAGGAGCCAAGAUGGUCUUUCCUAAAACCAAGUUCUCCAUGGUGCUGCCGGAGGUGGAGGCCACCCUGGCUGAGAUGCCUGGAGUCCGUAGCAUCGUCCUGUUUGGAGUGGAGACUCACGUGUGUAUACAGCAGACGGCUCUGGACCUGAUAGGAAGAGGUUAUGAAGUCCACAUUGUAGCUGACGCAACUUCCUCCAGGAGCAUGAUGGACAGAAUGUUUGCACUAGAGCGUCUAGCUCGAACAGGAAUCUUAAUCACCACCAGCGAGUCUGUCCUGCUCCAGCUUGUAGCCGACAAAGAACAUCCCAAAUUCAAAGAGAUCCAGAACAUCAUUAAAGCCAGUGCUCCUGAGUCUGGCCUGCUGUCCAAGGUGUGAGAACAUCUGGCCACUGAAAUGUGAGGCAACCCAAAAAAUGUUUGGAUUUUGGCUGUUGUCUCUUACAGAUUUUGCAAAAUACACUUUAGAUAUUAAUGGGGUUAUAUUCUGAACGUUUUUCAAACAUAGAAGUAAAUUUAUGUGUUUCAAAUCGUACCAAAUUAAAAUGAAAACAGGUUAAAAGUAGAGUUUUUAGGUGGUGGUGGGUUAGAUGACAUUUACUCUGUGGUGUUUGUUCUGUGCUUAGCAAGAAAACUGUGUGACUUGCCUAUAGUCAUACAAAUGUACCAUAAUAAUGGAGGGCUCAUUGAUUAAAUUGGAACAGCUAAAGUUUAAGUUCUGCUGUGCACCAGACCAAUAUGAAACCAUUUGGCCUUAACGAUCUUAAAGAACACCACUGCAAAUUCAAAAUGCCCAAGAAAUUGGAUAAACCCUCUGUUAUGUUUAACUAGAAUCCAUUAAAAUGGUAUUCUGAUUUUACAAUUCAUUAUAAUGUUGCGGCCAUAAACACUGUUAAAUGUCCAUUAACAGAAAAUAUGUAAAAAAAAAUCUAAUGUUAAUUAAUAAUAAAUUGAAGGUAAAGUUGUCAGAUUAAUGAACUGAUAAAGUACACUAUAAACUCAUAUAAACGCAUGUUUGUAUUGUGGGUGUUGGUGUAUUCCGGGGGUGUUUGGCUUAGACAGGGUUACUCAACAUAAAAAUACAAUUACAAAGUAAUAUCUUUGAUUCUGUGUUUAAAAAAGAACAAGGUUUCCAAUUUUCAUUUAAUCCUCCUAAUCACUAGCUUUAUUUAUUGACAGCCUAUUUUCCCAGCUGUAUGUGAGCUGUUACAGAAUUGGCAAUGGUUAAUGAUUUGGAGAAAUGCUACUGCAGGCAGACUACCUCUUUACUGAGUUUACUGAUUUGGUCAAAUUCUUGAUUUAGUGAAUGUGUGCAUGUUUGUUAAGGCAUGACCUUUUUUACACCCUAAUUAUUCAUAAAGAUCAAAGAACAAACUAUGGAAAUAGGAGUUAUUGUUAUGGAAGACAUGAAUUGAAAAAUGAGCUAAUGUAGCACACUUUAAAGUUACUGAUCUCUGAUUUCUUUUUUUGCUGUUUCUGUUGUAUUUGUGUUAAAAUAUUUUGUAGGUUCUUUAUGUGGUAUUUUCCUGUUUUCGGUGUUUUCUGACUUUGUUUAUGCACUCUAAAACAUGGAAUGUGCACUAAAGUUACAUCAUCCUUUAAAUCUGGAUGGAAAGAUGGCUGUGUGUGCUUGUUGCCCAGUGUCCAGUCCAGCUUCUCACUCUGUUUAUUGUCUGUUUUUUUAAUUCUACUUUUUUAUUAUUUUGUUUGUUAUCUUUUAAGCAAAGAUAUGCAAAGACAUAUAUUCAUGGUGCAGAAUAAACAGCAGGGGGUUUUCCUGGAACUACAGGCACUUUUUGGCCUUGUGAUUAAAAGACGAGGCCAGGUCUUUUUUUGGUGAUUUUUGGUUAAAUGUAAUAUAGAAAACAGCUAAGUAAACUUCUAAAUAGAUAUAUUUAUAAGGAUGUUUGACAUUUUGUUGUUUUAUGGUUAUACUGUCACUGUUUAAUUCAUUUUUGGCCUUAAUGACAUAUUGAUUUAAAUGAUGUUUUAUUGUCUAUAAACAUACAAGUAAUUUGUGAUAAAUGGACCAGAUAGAAGUGAUCUAGAAUCAUGUGGAAUUAAUUGAUGCUGCACAAUAUAUCGUUUCAGCAUUGUCAUCGCAAUGAGUGCAAAUACAAUAGCCAUUUCAAUAUGUGCAAUGUUACAUAAGGCCAAUUACAUCAUGCAUUAUGCUAUAACUGGUUUGCAGCAAAAAUGUUUUUAAACAUCAUCUGAUCUCAUUUUCUUUGAUAUAUCUUUAAGAGUCAGAUUAUAUCUGCUUAAUAUCAUUUAUUUUACAAAUCUUUGGUACACAGAUUUUAUGAUUAAUAUCAGGACAAGAAAUCUUGUAAAAAAUAAUUUAUAUAUUUUCUAAUUGUAAUACAUAUUGCAAAGCAGUGAAAUAUCCAAAUGUCCGUUUUUUUGUUUGUUUUUUUUUAAUAAUGUGCAUCAAAUUGAAAUUAGCUUAAAUUACAUUACCUUACAUUCUGACAAAUAUUUUUUAAUGUGUGAUUGUGUUUUCUUUCAUAAAAUGCUACAAUAUCAAGGUCUCAUACAAUAUAGUUAUUGUCUCAUAUCAGUUUUAUACUUAUUAGAGAACCCGCUGAUAUAAAACAUAUGAUGAUACAGGAGAUACAGCAUUUACAGUAUUUAACACACUGUGAUAUACAGUAUUGAGAUACUGUCAGAAAGGGCAUUUUUUUGCCAUUUUUAAAUCACAUUUAGGUCAACUUUGACAGUGUAAAAAAAAAAGACACCCACCAACAACAAAUCCGAACAGUUGCCUGACACCAAAUCAAAAAAUCGUUAUUAUUGAGAAAUCAUAAUACUUAAUAUUUCAGUACAUUUGUAUAAUCAUUUAUGCCCAUAAUACAUGUUGUUUAUUUAAUUUGUCUUGUUUAAAAAAAAAAACAUCAUCCAGCAUAUCACUGCUGUCACAUACGAAUAAAUAUAGUAAAUUACACUCAGCAGAAAUCUUGAAAAUCAAAUUUGCUGAUUGAAUUAUUAUAAGCUACCACAUAACCUUGGAAUCUGGAAGAGCAAAUGUUUUUAUUUUAGUUAUUUUUAUCAUUGUUAAAGAAUGUUUAGCUGUAGCAGACAGACUGUAUAAAGUGCCUGUAGUUCCACAAGCAAACUUCUGCAAUUUCCCUUCCCCUCCAGAUUAUCCACAGUAUAAUCAUUCCUGUUUUUCUAUCCCUGUAAAAAUCAGCUGACACACAACCUGUCUGUGUCUCGCUUAAGUGUAUCUAGACCUGAAGUGAGUGUGCAAAUGUAAACCAGCCUGUGUGUGUAAGUGUGUGUAAACAGAAAGAAUAUAUACAGUGCCUAUUUAUGAACUGUCCAAACUGAUUGUACCUUUUGCGUUUAGCCGACUUUCUGAUGUGAUGAAAUAGAUUUAACGUUUCUGUAAACCGAUAACAUUUUUUGUAACAGCAAACAUAUACAGUAAGUAAUAAAUGUUUAUAUGCAUUAUGGAA